AUGGGGAAUGGUGAUAAACGUCGUCCUGCCAAAAGGGUCAAGUUUUCCAAACCGGAGGAAGAACAGAGGUUGGAUGCGAUUGAUGAUUAUAGCUGGUAUAACGACGAAAGUGAUGAGGAUGAUUAUGAUUAUCGGGAUGCCGACGGGAAGAAUGGGGAUUUCACCCAACUGGGAUUGAAGCCCGACCACGAGAAUCGGCCGUUGUGGGCCUGCGACGAUGGUCGGAUUUUCCUGGAAACUUCGUCCCCACUUUACAAACAGGCCUAUGAUUUUCUGAUUGCAAUUGCGGAACCCGUUUGCCGGCCGGAGUCAAUGCACGAUAAGUUGUCGAAAACCGAACUCUCCCAACAGAUCAUUGAUUUCAUUCAUCAAUCAACGGCUAAUUAUGGUAAAGUGAAGCUUGUCCUGAAGAAGAAUCGGUAUCUAGUUGAGUCCCCAUUUCCAGAGGUGCUUCAGAAAUUGCUCCAGAAUGAAACCAUUCGGGCAGCCAGGAUUGCGUCAGAUAAGGGAUUUACUGUGGGUAAAGCUCUGGGUGAAAUAGAAGGAAAUCAUAAUGAUGGGUUGCUGAAUGAAGCUGAGAUAGCUACUGUAACAGAGGAAAAGGAAACAUAUUCAUUUGAAAUUGAUGCCAAACAGGUUGAAAUGGUCAAGCAGGCUUGUUUGCCUAAUGCUUUGAAUUAUCCCAUGUUGGAGGAAUAUGAUUUCAGGAAUGAUUUUACCAAUCCUGAUCUAGAUAUUGAGUUGAAGCCUCAAGUCCAGCCGAGACCUUAUCAGGAAAAGAGUCUUAGCAAAAUGUUUGGCAAUGGCAGAGCAAGAUCAGGUAUCAUUGUGCUGCCUUGUGGUGCCGGAAAGUCUUUGGUGGGUGUUUCUGCCGCUAGUAGGAUUAAAAAAAGUGUCCUCUGUUUGGCAACAAAUGCUGUCUCUGUUGAUCAGUGGGCUUAUCAAUUCAAGUUGUGGUCUACUAUUCGCGAAGAUCAAAUAUUUUGUUUUACGUCUGAAAACAAAGAAGCGUUUCGAGGUGACAAACCUGUUGUAGUUGUAGCCACAUACAACAUGAUUGCUUUUUCCGGUAAACGUUCUGAAGAAGCUGAUAAGAUAAUGCAACAAAUCACAAAGAAAGAGUGGGGAUUGCUUCUAAUGGACGAGGUUCAUGUUGUCCCAGCUCAAAUGUUUCGAAAAGUUAUCAGCCUUACUAAAUCUCAUUGUAAAUUGGGACUUACAGCUACACUUGUGAGAGAGGAUGAGAAGAUUACAGACUUGAAUUUUCUCAUCGGCCCCAAAUUGUACGAGGCAAAUUGGAUGGAUUUAGCAAAAGGUGGGUUCAUAGCAAAUGUUCAGUGUGCUGAACUGGAUGAUUCCAAGAAGAAGAAAGGACUCUACGUGAUGAACCCGAAUAAGUUCAGGGCUUGCGAGUUUCUGAUCCGGUUUCAUGAGGAGCAGCGUGGUGAUAAAAUAAUCGUGUUUUCUGACAAUAUUUUUGCUCUUGAAAAGUAUGCAUUGAAACUUAACAAACCUAUGAUUCAUGGUAAAACCGGCCAUGCUGAGAGGACAAAGAUUCUUGAGGCAUUCAAAACUGGCAAGGAAGUUAACACCAUCUUCCUGUCAAAGGUUGGUGAUAACUCAAUUGACAUACCAGAGGCGAAUGUGAUAAUCCAGAUCUCAUCACACGGUGCUUCAAGGCGUCAAGAAGCUCAGCGACUCGGGCGUAUUCUCAGGGCUAAAGGGAAGCUCCAGGACCGAAUGGCUGGGGGUAAAGAAGAGUAUAAUGCAUUUUAUUACUCACUUGUCUCCGCAGAUACACAGGAAAUGUUUUACUCAAGAAAAAGGCAACAAUUCUUGAUUGACCAAGGUUAUAGCUUCAAAGUUAUCACGAGCUUGCCUCCUGAUUCUGGGCCUCUGAAUUUGAGUUAUGAUCAUAAACAAGACCAGCUCAUGCUUCUUAGAGAGGUAUUGAAUGUUGGUGAAGAUGCUGCUCCUCUGGAAAAAAUGGAAGAGGAUAAAAGAUGGCAAGGCACUUAA
Oldenlandia corymbosa var. corymbosa is the source of this 2019-nucleotide messenger RNA. Lineage: Eukaryota; Viridiplantae; Streptophyta; Magnoliopsida; Gentianales; Rubiaceae. The record is from the annotation of a GenBank genome assembly.